Closterium sp. Naga37s-1 is the source of this 3282-nucleotide messenger RNA. The record is from the annotation of a GenBank genome assembly. Lineage: Eukaryota; Viridiplantae; Streptophyta; Zygnematophyceae; Desmidiales; Closteriaceae.
AUGCGCCCCGUAGCGGCGGCGUCGGCGGCGGCGCGCGCAACCUCCUCUCUCCACUCCGUCCUUCUCACAGCCAAUCUUUGCGGCGUCGCGCUGCUCCUCCUCCUCCACCUGCGAUCCGACGGCGGAGAUCAGCGCGCGGCCGCAUCCAACGGUCAGCAGCAGCAGGCGCUCGGCGCGCUGGAUGCUCCGCAAGUGAUGGCGGGGGAAGGGAACCGAGAGCUUUUGUCAGAAUUAGCGGAAGGAGCGGGGCAAGCCUGCGCGACGUCGGAGCCGAUUAACGCGGGGAAUAAAGAGCUGCUGCAAUGGUCGGAGCAGCAGUACCGAAUCAACGUUGGGCGAAGAAACGCUGCAGUUGGCAAGGAUCCGGUUAAGUUCGUUAUGGAUUGGUUCAAGAUGACUGAGGGACGGCCCUACAAAGCCCGAGCCGCAUUCAUGUUCGAGGUGUUCGCCCCAGCAUACCCCUGUCUGAUGGAGGAGCGCCUUGGCACGUGGCUGGAUGGAGGCAAGUGGGUGUGCCGCCCUUCUCUCCUCAACGCCUCCUCGGUCGUCUACAGCAUAGGGUCAGACGGCAAGGACUCAUUCGAGGAGGAGAUUUUCAGCCGCUUCAAGUCACGAAUCCAUGUCUUUGACCACACGCUCACACCGCGCAAGAAGGCCAAGGUGGAGCGCAAGAAGGCAUACAAGUUCCACCCCAUCGGCCUCGCUGUCUCGUCCAACGAGUCUGCUUCUCUAAGCAGCUUCAAGGAUCUGACAACGAUGCUAGGCCAUUCCUUUGUGGACAUUUUCAAGGUGGAUUGCGAGAGCUGUGAAUACGACGUCAUUCCGUCCAUCCUUGAUGGUUACACCACGCCACCCUUUGGACAGCUGCUGAUUGAGAUUCAUGAUUUAGACCGAUCAAAUGCUGAUCGUCUAACGAGAUUUCUUCACAAGAUCGAAUCACACGGUUACCCCAUGGCGCUCUCGCACUCGAGUAUACUCAACCUCAUCCCCGCUACUAUAUCAUCCGACUCCGUCGCUGGUGGUACAUCAUCAGCGGGAUCCAUACCAUCCGGCCGACUACUACCUUCCUCCACCAUCUCCUCUAGUCUUCGCCACGUGCUAACUCCCUCCCAAUCCUUGUCCUCUGCUUCGCACAAUGCCGCCUCCUCGCUCUUCCCCUCGCCUCUGCACUCGUUUCACCACGUGUCGCUUCCGCGCACCACCACCGCGGGGGCUGCGCCGGCUGCGCUUUCCGCGCACCCGCGUGCCAUGCUCCCCCAAACCUCCCCGUUUCCUCAAGCCUCACGGGCGACCUCCGCGUCGCCUGAUCAAGUCGCACUCGCAGCGUCCGCGACGCCGACAAGCAUUUUGCGCUCCGAUAAAGACGCGCAGUCGUUUUCCAACGCACCGCAGCUUAAAGAGCGCAGCGCGCAGGUUCUUUCGGACCUAAGAAAAGCAUCCGCCGUUGUUGCGGUGUCCACCGCGUUUGCGCUUUCCGCUGGUUGCUGCUCGCCAGGCGCGGCGCUUGCGCUGGACCAACUCCCCCCUCCCGUUCCCCCGUCAGAAUCUCAAGUCGCCGUUUCGACGACAAACAGCGCCGUGAAAUCCGGUUUACUUGCCGACGAGUUUAUCUCGCAACUAGAGUCUAUACCUCCCGCUCCCGCACUCGCCACGUCAUCAUCCGCAACUCCGGCGUCUUUAACGCGCCAGGUGUCACUGACAUCCGCGGGAUCUUCUGGCAGAGUGGUCUCGCCCGAGGCGCAAGAGGAGGCGAAGGCAAUGCUAGUCCGACAGCUGGAGGAGCAGGAUAGGCUGAGAAAUGCGGACGAGCGGAUGUGCGACGCGGUUCUGUCGCCUGUGAAGCAGGGCAUCCCAGGUCCCGACUCCUCCUCGCCGAGUCGCUCGCGCUCCGUCACCUGGGCCGACUGCGCCGCGGACUUCCCGGCUGACGUCAUGGUGCCGCUAUCGCUCUCGCCCGGCGGGAGCUUCAGCGGCGGAAGCGGCGACGGCGGAAGCGGAAGCGGAAUGCGCAGCAGCAGCGGGUCGAUCGUGGCGGAGCCCGCAGUGUAUAUGGGGCCGGUUGGGGGGGGCGCGACGGCGGCUUCCGCUGCCAUGGGCGGAGUGGCGACGGGCGGCCCGAUCGCCGCGACUGAGGUGUCUUUCGCGGGAGCGGCGGCGGCGAGCCUGACCUUGGAAAGCGCCGCUGCUGCUGCCAUCGCCAGCUCAUCUGGAGGUCUCUCCGCGAAACUCGCUGUGAUCAUGGGGCAGUCGUUGCAGCAUUUCGGCGUGGGCGGCGUGGCGGGCGCAGUGGGCGCGGCGGCGGUGUACCCUCUAGACACCAUCAAGACGCGCAUGCAGGCGCAGCGCAAGAUCAAAGAGUCAGAUUCGGAUUCAGACGAUUCGGGGCGAGACGGCGCGAACGGCGCCGAGUUCCACUCCGCGGCGGGAUCGUCAACGUCAACGUUAGCGUCAACGUCACCGUCUCCGUCAGCGUCGCAAGCGCACGUGCAGUACCGCGACGAGUGGGACUGCUUCCUCCGCAUGGUCCGCGAGGAGGGCCCCGCGGCGCUGUACAGCGGGCUCGGCGCGCAACUAGUCGGAAUCGCGCCGGAAAAGGCGAUUAAAUUGACCGUUAACGAGGUUCUGUUGGCGAUGCUGGAAUCGACCAUCCCCGGAGCGCGUCUGUGGGUCCUCGAGAUCAUCGCGGGUGGCGGCGGUGGGUUCUGCCAAGUGGUGUUCACGAACCCCGUGGAAAUCGUCAAAGUUCGCAUGCAGGCGCGAAAAAAGAUCGCGACAGGAUCGUCAGCGUCGUCGAGUGAUUCGGAAGCGGAGGGCGCGGUCGCUUCCGCUUCCGCCUCCGCCGCCGGCGCGAGCGGAGCGGUAUUAGCGGAGCCGCAGCAGCAAAAAGGGAAGACGUCGUGGCAGGUGGUACAGGAGCUGGGUAUUCGCGGGUUGUACAGCGGGUCGAGCGUGACUCUAGCGCGGGACGUGCCGUCAACCGCGCUCUUCUUCGCGUGCUACGCGGCGCUGAAGCAGGUCAUGCCCGAUCAAACGUUCAUCGACGGGUGCCUCGCCGCGGUCCCCGCCGCGUACCUCGUGACGCCUAUGGACGUAGUUAAAACGCGCAUGCAGAUGGAGCCGGAGGAAGGGAAGGAGGCGUACGUUAACGCGUGGGCUUGCGUUAAGGAGAUAGUGGAGGAGGAGGGGCUCGGCGCGCUGUUCAAGGGUGGGAUUGCGCGCGUGCUGCGGAUGAGCCCGCAGUUCGGUAUCACGCUCAUGCUGUACGACAUGCUGUCGCAGUAA